AUGAGCUUGACAAUCGACCAAACCAACAUGAUGAACCAACCCGAUGACGACGCCUCCGAUAGCGGAGAGUCUACGGGUGCCCCCGAAGCUCCCUCCACCACCGCCGAAGCCCCUAACCGAUACGAAAAGUUGGAGCGCCUCAAGCGUGAGAAGCGCCUGGCCAUGAACCGCGAAUGUGCUCGUGCCCGUCGCCGCCGCAAGAAGGUCCGCAUGGAGCUCCUCGAGAGCCGCGUCCAAGAGUUGACCCAGAAGAAUGGCAAGAUUGCCGAAGCCAACGAUGCCUUGCGCAUGCGUGUUGCACAGCUCGAAGCGGAACUGGGAGCUGCCGCGUCGGGAAUGGCAAUGGGCAUGUCCGCCGGUGGCCCCGACGCAGCUCAGUUCCUGGGAGGUAACCGAAUGCCUGGAUUUGCUUCUCCCGAUGCUAGCCAGGCGCUGCUUGCUGAGCAGCUCAACCUGCAACGACGAGCCGCCUUGGUCGGUCUUGGCGGUGCCGAAACUGGGUUGGGAUUGGGGGGCGCAGCUGCGGCACUCAACUGCGGUAAUAGAGGAGGCAAUGUUCCAUCGUCAGGACCAAUGGGCAAUGGCAACAUGGACGCAUUGCGCUACAUGCAGAUCAUGAAGGCAAGGAGCGCCAUGAGAGAACCUUCCGCUGGUAAUGGUAUGCAUGGCCAGAAUGCUGCCGCCUUGCUGGGUGGUCAAUUCGGAGGAGGACCAGCCGCCAGAGGAAUGCACGGAGCUGACUUCUAA
Seminavis robusta is the source of this 747-nucleotide messenger RNA. The record is from the annotation of a GenBank genome assembly. Lineage: Eukaryota; Bacillariophyta; Bacillariophyceae; Naviculales; Naviculaceae.